GGCGGGAAGUGCCCGGCUCGCAGUGGCCCGCUCGGCGCGGAGGGGGAGCGGCGGCGGCCGCCAUGAACGCGGAGAACCAGGGCUGCAGCGAGCGGCUGGUGACGGCGGCCUAUGUGCGCCAGGGGGCGCAGGGCCGCCGCGCGCACGAGCUGCGCCUGCGGGCGCUGCUGGAGCAGGGGAAAUGUCCUGAAGAUGGAUGGGAUGAAAGUACCAUUGAAUUGUUUCUUCAUGAACUUGCUAUAAUGGAUAGCAAUAACUUCCUGGGCAACUGUGGCGUUGGUGAAAGGGAAGGAAGAGUGGUGUCAGGGCUUGUUGCCCGAAGGCAUUACAGGUUGAUUCAUGGAAUUGGAAGAUCGGGUGAUAUUUCUGCAGUACAGCCUAAGGCUGCAGGUUCAAGCCUUUUGAACAAACUUACUAAUUCAGUAGUUCUGGAUGUUAUAAAACUGGCUGGUGUCCGGACAGUGACUGGUUGCUUUGUGGUUCCUAUGGCAACAGGCAUGAGUCUAACUCUGUGUUUUUUAACAUUGAGGCACAAGAGACCAAAGGCAAAAUACAUUAUCUGGCCUCGUAUAGACCAGAAAUCUUGCUUUAAAUCAAUGAUAACUGCAGGUUUUGAGCCUGUGGUGAUAGAAAAUGUAUUAGAAGGUGAUGAGCUACGGACAGACCUCGAAGCAGUGGAGACCAAAAUCAAGGCUCUUGGUGCUGAAAAUAUUCUUUGUGUGCAUUCUACAACAUCUUGCUUUGCUCCAAGGGUACCUGAUAGGCUGGAGGAACUGGCUGUGAUUUGUGCUAAUUAUGACAUUCCACAUAUUGUCAACAAUGCAUAUGGACUUCAGUCUUCAAAAUGUAUGCAUCUUAUCCAGCAGGGUGCUCGAGUUGGCAGAAUAGAUGCUUUUGUUCAGAGCUUGGACAAAAACUUUAUGGUUCCAGUAGGUGGUGCUAUCAUUGCUGGCUUCAGGGAGUCCUUCAUUCAGGAGAUCAGCAAAAUGUAUCCAGGAAGAGCAUCUGCAUCUCCUUCUUUAGAUGUCCUCAUUACACUUCUGUCUCUGGGAACCAGUGGCUACAAAAAGUUACUGAAAGAGAGAAAGGAGAUGUUUUUGUAUCUUUCAUGUGAGCUGAAGAAGCUGGCAGAUAACCACAAUGAGAGACUGUUAGAGACACCACAUAAUCCCAUUUCCUUAGCCAUGUCACUGAAGAAUCUAGAUGAAACUAAUGAUGCUGCUGUUACCCAGCUUGGAUCUAUGCUUUUCACAAGACAAGUUUCUGGAGCAAGCACAAAUAUGGUUAUGCUGGAUGUCAAGGGAAUAAGCUUCCGAUAUCCUACAUAACUUUUUGUAAAAUGGAAAAAAAAAUUGCUUUCUUGAACUAAUUGUGUUAAAAAUAAAAAAAUUUUAAAACUAUAACCUAAGCCAGUCUGAGCUGAAUUUAUUCUUAGAGACACUGUUACAAUGAAAUGCAAGCCAAAUAAUUUUUAAUGAUUUUGGUUUAAACCUUUUUAGAAGAAGAGAAUGAUUUAAAAUUUGUUUUGGCAGCAUCCUUAAUCUGAAUAUUACUGCUGCCAUGCUCACUUCUGCCAUAGACUUAAUGUUAUUUUUUUGUAGCAGAGCUGAAUGUUUCCACGUCAGAAGGUAUGCUUCAUUAGCUUGGAUUAUUCCACUUCCUGCACAGAUGAAUGACAGUAAAUCUAUAUGUACUGUGGCUAGAUGCUCUUUUUAAUUUGCCUGUCCUAACCUUGGCUGGUCCUGUAAUUUUAACCAUCUUUGGCUGAAAUUAUUCAAGAGUUUCAAUUUUUGAAGUUAAAACUCUGAAAUUCUUUGCCUGAUGUGAAGGUUUCAGGUUUUCCCUUUUGUUGCAUAAGUAAUUCUUCUGUAGUACACACUGUUUGACUUGGCAUUUCAACAGUUUUAAAAGUUAUGCUGGUGUUGAGCAUCAGUGGUAGGAAUAGCAACUCCCUACUUCAGUAGGAAUUUGUGUAAUCGUGUUCAAUCUAGGGUACCACAUAAAAUGUCAAGGCAUCUUUAAUUGAAUCACUAUUUUGUUUGUUU
This is a messenger RNA of Corvus hawaiiensis (hawaiian crow), 2045 nucleotides long. RefSeq names its product Sep (O-phosphoserine) tRNA:Sec (selenocysteine) tRNA synthase (gene SEPSECS). NCBI's taxonomy places the organism in Eukaryota, Metazoa, Chordata, Aves, Passeriformes, Corvidae. Gene Ontology annotation, molecular function: O-phosphoseryl-tRNA(Sec) selenium transferase activity; tRNA binding. The transcript has 11 exons. Gene Ontology annotation, biological process: conversion of seryl-tRNAsec to selenocys-tRNAsec; selenocysteine incorporation. The record is from RefSeq and is a predicted model, not a curated record. The coding region runs from base 63 to 1328 and encodes 421 amino acids.